AUGUGCUUAUUUUGUGAAAAGUCUUUCACUCUCACCCUCAUACAGCUAGAGCUGAGAAAAAAAAAGCACGCAUUCCGUGGACAUCCUGAUCUUCAAGGAGUCGUACAAGUUUACGAAGAGCUUGUCAGUAAAGGCGUCACGUUCCCACCAACUGAUCUAGAUGCAAUGGCACCAAUUUUAACUCCAAAGCAGGUGUGUUUUGCAUUUGUCCGACAUUUUAAGAAAAAUCUUUGCAGCUACGACGUGGUGAGUCAGCCAGAAGGCCCGAUUACUGCCUCGGCGGAGCAACUAGCAAAACUUCGAUCUGAUCUCGAUGUGGUCAAUUCGAAUCUGAAGGUGUUCCGCGAGAUGCUCACUGAAAUAACACCUGGUCGUGAAACAGCGGAUGAAUUGCAAUUGCUAAAAGAAUUGCACGCGACUUGCAAACAAAUGCAGCUACGAAUACUUGAUUUGAUUCGAACCGUAGGAAACGAAGAAGUAACUUGUAAGUCCGCUCAUGUGUGUUAUACGUUU
Cylicostephanus goldi is the source of this 513-nucleotide messenger RNA. NCBI's taxonomy places the organism in Eukaryota, Metazoa, Nematoda, Chromadorea, Rhabditida, Strongylidae. The record is from the annotation of a GenBank genome assembly.